GCAGGUCCAUUAAUAAGAAGGUGAGAUGCUACUAGGAAGCCUAAUGGUAUGAAAAUGGCUUCUAGCUGUGUAUUGAUUGUUCCUGACGCUUUAUAACUACGUCUAGCCCACCUGUGGCUCUUAAUAAAGUCUGGUGAAUGGCAAACACUACUGUAGAAGUAAAGGUUCCACCUCCCAGCACACUGACGUAGGGAACGAGGAAGGUAGAGCUCUCCAUGUGUGUCCCUCCUACUCUUUUUGGUGUGGACUGAUGUGAAGAGUCGUUGAUUGUGAAGGACUGGUUUCCCCCUCAAGGGCUUUCAAAGGACCAUUCCGUUUUUACUGCAAGAUCACUGAAAAACGCCUUGCUGUGCAGUGGCACCAUGUCUGGAUCACCAGCUGUCCACUGAAGAUGUGAACAACUCGACAAACCAGGUGAUAGCUGUGUGCCACGUGCUAUGACGAACAUGGACUAUCUCUUGAAUGGAACCUGGAAGAACACAACUUUUGGCGUACCUCCACCCUCUCCCUCCUCUUCCUCCUCCUCCUUCAGUGGAUUGGACCUUCUGAUGGAACUCAAGCCACUCUUUGUCCCUCUCUACGCAAUGAUAGUGCUAGUGGCCUGCUCUGGAAACCUCUUCCUCCUCUUUCUCAUCGGAAUGAACAGGAAACUCCACAGUACGACCAACUUCUUGAUCGGAAAUCUGGCCCUGGCUGACUUGGUGAUGUGCCUCUUCUGCGUGCCCCUGACCGUCUUUUAUGCCUUUGAUGAGCGUGGAUGGGUUUUCGGUCACUUCAUGUGCCGCUUUGUCACACUCAUGCAGACUGCCACUGUCUUCGCCGCAGUCUUGUCUCUGACCGCAAUCGCAGUCGACCGUUACGUUGUAGUGGCCUAUCCCAUUCGCCGCCGUGGAGGACGGCAUUUCUGCGCCGGCUUGGUGCUCAGCAUAUGGCUGUGCGCCUUAGCCAUGUCUACCCCUGCCGCCCUGCACACAGUCUAUCUGGACCUGAGCGCCACAGGUCACCACAUGGCCGUCUGCGAGGAGUUCUGGCAAGGCCAAGAGCUUGAUCGACUCAUCUACUCCUGCUUCUUCCUCAUCCUGUCCUAUUUCGUCCCUCUGGCAGCAGUGUCAAUAUCCUACUGCGCCAUCUCCCACCACCUCCGGCGCAGGGCCGCUCCUGGCCUGGUGGCCGCCAUCCCAUCCAACCAGGAGAAAUGGGGCCGCAAAAGGCGCAAGACCUUCCGCCUGCUGCUGGUGUCUGUGCUAUGCUUCGCCUUCUCCUGGCUGCCUUUGCAGGUGGUCAACCUCAUCCGUGACCUGGACACUGACUUCAUUAUCCUGAGCAAGAACCACAUCAACGUGAUCCAGGUUUCAUGCCACUUGCUGGCCAUGAGUUCAGCUUGCUUCAACCCCUUCAUCUACGCUUCCCUGCAUGACAAGUUCCUGGCCUACCUGUGUCGCCACAUGUUCCAAAGAGGGAGGCACCAUCAACCACAGAACAGCUCCACCACCUCCAGCCGCCUGCCCCGCCAGCACACCAGCACCACUCUGGCUGACAUUCCCUUGACUGUUGGCAAAAUGCUGCAAGACGGAAUCUAAAUUCUCCCAGGAGGCUGGGAAUUCAUCUGUGGAUCUGCGGAUUGCUCAUUGGCGCCAGUGUACAUGCAUAACUCUGUAAGAAGAUGAACUGUGGAUUUAAACCAUUUAGAGCCAGUGCAAGCUUUAAUGCAUCAUGUGUUCUUAGGAACGGGUGGUAGGAAAGGGCAGUAUACAAAGGGGAUAACACCAUCACCCUGCAUACGGAGGAAUGAAGCUUUUGAUUACCCAUCCAGGCAGGAAGACCACUUCUAAACCAACAAGAGUACUUGAGACUCCUAAAGAUACAUUUGCCUACUAUUUUAAGUCACUCUGGAUGUUAAACAUAUUAAAACAAUGUAAAAAUGAAAUCUACAGUUCAAAUGGUAAAAGAGGGAAAUGCAAAGCUUGUUAAAGUGAACAAAGAAAUGUUCCACAGGAAGUCAUAGUGCAUAACAGCCAUUUUUGUAAGCAUAAAAUGAGGACACACUCCUUCCUAGAGUGGUCAAGGCAGUCCGCAGUGAUACUGUCUGAAAGACAGCAAGACUUUUGAGAAAAUGUGCUGUUAAGUCUGUCAUGAUGAAAUUUUAGCUGACCAUUUCAAAAUAUUUUGCUCAUCAUAUGCAGCUAUUAAAGUACAAGCCCAAAGUGGCUAAAUUGGCUGAUUAGCUAUCUUGCUACCCAUGUCUCAAUGUUUUUUUUUGCUUUCUUUUACUUACAUGCAUUUUUCUCAACUCUAAGGAUGACAUUCUGUUUGUUGUGAUGUGAACAUAUUGUAAAAGCUAACAACUGUGGAAAAUAACUGCCAUCAGGCGUUUAUGUAAUAAUUGUGACAGGCCUAUCUACUGUAGGACUGUAGAGGAGCUAAAGCUGAAGAAGUGCUGUCUGUCUGCUUCAGGACUUCAAGUUCUUGAAAGAACAAAAUAUCUUUAUUUUCAUGCUGUUUUGAGUAAUGCAACAUGAAUAGAAUGGCUCCCAAUACUUUUUUUUAUUUUUAAAGAAAAACUAGGCUAGAAACAGGGCAUCUUCCAUCCUGCAAUCGUGUCGGACAGACUACUGACCUAUUUUACAAGAGCUGGACACAAGGGGUGCAUGUUGCAACAUGUUUGCAAUCAACAGCCACCUCCAAGUGUAUUCUCCUACAGAAAAGCUGCAGAAACAUUCUUUGAAAUGUCCAGAAAGACCAGUGUUGCACAUUGUGCAACUUAUCAUGUGGUCAGCAGUGUGUAACUAGGAAUAGUGUAGGUCUUUUAAGACUUCACCAGCCAAUG
This is a messenger RNA of Colossoma macropomum (tambaqui), 2827 nucleotides long. It is a transcript of the gene prlh2r, whose product is annotated as prolactin releasing hormone 2 receptor. Gene Ontology annotation, cellular component: neuron projection; plasma membrane. Bases 438 to 1580 code for a protein of 380 amino acids. The record is from RefSeq and is a predicted model, not a curated record. The transcript has 2 exons. NCBI's taxonomy places the organism in Eukaryota, Metazoa, Chordata, Actinopteri, Characiformes, Serrasalmidae. Gene Ontology annotation, biological process: G protein-coupled receptor signaling pathway. Gene Ontology annotation, molecular function: neuropeptide binding; neuropeptide Y receptor activity.